AGGGCCAGGGAGUUAUCCUCUGGAGACAUGGUCAGAAGCUGUAAAUAGAUGAAGAGGAAGAUGAAGAUGACGACGAUGACACAGGAAAUCAAAUCUUGGUUGGUUUCUAACCUGCUCCAACUAAACAGCCUGAAGACGGAGGUUCUCAACCUGGGUGUCAUGGACUCAACUCACAUCAAAUCCGUAAGCUCCACAUUAUCUCUCCGACCUCCUCCAUGUGCACCAUCCCUCCCAGAAGCUGCGGCCUCCUCACCCCGGCCUCCUCACCACGGUCUCCUCACCUCGGCCUCCCGACCUCGGCCUCCUCACCUCGGUCUCCUCACCCCGGCCUCCUCACCUCGGUCUCCUCACCUCGGCCUCCCGACCACGGCCUCCUCACCUCGGUCUCCUCACCUCGGCCUCCCGACCACGGCCUCCUCACCCCGGCCUCCUCACCUCGGUCUCCUCACCUCGGUCUCCUCACCUCGGCCUCCCGACCACGGCCUCCUCACCUCGGCCUCCCGACCUCGGCCUCCUCACCUCGGUCUCCUCACCCCGGGCCUGCUCUCCAUCCCUGCACCAGCAGGUGAAAGUUCAGCGUCGCUGCUCCGACCUCUGGAUCCUCUGGAUGUUUUCUCUCAAAUAUCUUUGGUAUGACUUUAUGGAAACUUUACGUUUAGAAUCGUGAUGUUUUUGCUCCUCCUCAUUAACGUUUACUGCUGAGGAUAUUUACUCACAGAAAGAUGUAAUGACGUUAAAACACAUGUGAAAGUCAGUGGGUCCAGUUAAAACAUGGUCAUGAUGUUGCUGCUACUGAGUGGUAUGUUAUAUUAUUGAUGUUGUUUAUUAUGUGCAGGAUAAGCAGUUUAUAGAAACAAUGGAUAAAUCAUACAGGCUACAAACACUCUUUAAUAAAACUACAUUAGACACA
Molecule: messenger RNA, 910 nt
Organism: Solea solea (common sole)
Lineage: Eukaryota; Metazoa; Chordata; Actinopteri; Pleuronectiformes; Soleidae
Product: apidaecins type 73-like
Exons: 2
Coding region: 49-636 (195 amino acids)
Source: RefSeq, a predicted model, not a curated record